UAAUACGCAGUGAUAAUGGUCAAAAGUUUAUUCAUAACUCACGCUUCAACCAUGAGUGCUCUGAGUCCUUUGGAUCCUUCUUCAUAUUCACAGCCAGAGAUUGCUGUAGUGAAACACAGCUCUUUCUCCCUCAAUGUGGACUUUGAGAAGAAAGUACUAAGCGGGUCAGCCACAAUCACUGUUGAAGUUUUGGAAGACACUGGUGAAGUGAUUUUAGAUACAAGCAGUCUUACAAUCAACUCAAUAGAAUUAGAAGACGGCACCCCUUUGAAGUACACACUCGGGGAUGAUUUACCCAACUAUGGCUCCAAGUUGACCAUAAAGCUGCCCAAAACAGAAAUAGCGGGAGAAACGUUCAAAAUUAAAAUAGACUAUGCGUCUUCAGCUACAGCAUCCGCUCUACAAUGGCUGGAGCCAAGUCAGACCUCAGGAAAGAAGCACCCAUACCUCUUCAGUCAAUGUCAGCCCAUUCACGCGCGUUCCAUUAUACCCUGCCAAGACACGCCCGCCGUGAAGUUCACAUACGACGCAGAAGUCACAGCUCCUGAAGAGUUCACAGUCCUCAUGAGUGCCCUCCGAGAGGAGAGCCGCGGUGCUAAAGCUACUUUCAGGCAGCCUGUGCCGAUACCGGCGUAUCUGCUGGCUAUUGCUGUGGGCGUGUUGGAGUCUAGAGAACUUGGACCUAGAUCUCGAGUAUGGUCAGAAAAGGAAGAAAUAGAAAAAAGCGCCUGGGAAUUCGCGGAGACUGAGAAAUACCUACAAGCGGCCGAACGCUUAUGCGGGCCUUACGUAUGGACGCAGUACGACUUGUUGGUGCUGCCACCUUCAUUCCCGUACGGUGGUAUGGAGAACCCCUGCUUGACGUUUGUCACGCCUACUUUACUGGCCGGUGACAGAAGCUUAGCAGACGUCCUAGUCCACGAGAUCAUGCACAGCUGGACAGGCAAUCUAGUCACCAACAGGAACUUCGAGCACUUCUGGCUCAAUGAGGGUUUCACUGUGUUCCUUGAGAGGAAAGUCGGUGCUUCGCUCAUAGAUAAUAGCGCGGAGGCCAAGAGGAGCAGGGACUUCCAUAGCUUGCUGGGACUUCAGGAGUUGACUGAGGCGGUGAACACGCUCGGUGCCACCAAUCCCUUAACCCAGUUAAACGUCAACCUCAAAGGAGUCCACCCCGACGACGCUUUCUCGCGGGUCCCCUACGAAAAGGGCUCUCUCUUCCUCCGAUACCUCGAGGACUUAGUUGGUGGCCCUGGUAAGUCUAACACUAUCCUACCAUUGCAGGUCAAUGACCUCGGGCAGACCAAUCAGCUGACCCGACUAGUGGUGGACUUGAAUGGAGUUCAUCCUGAUGAUGCGUUCUCGACGGUUCCUUAUGAGAAGGGGUCGCUGUUUUUGAGAUAUCUAGAGGAUCUGCUCGGCGGGCCGGAGGUUUUCGACGACUUCCUUCGCUCAUACCUGAACCAUGCUCGGAAAUCUCUGGAUACUGACCAGUUUAAGGCGUACCUGCUCAAGUAUUUUAGCGACAGCGACAAACUGAAGGCGGUGGACUGGCACGCGUGGUUAAACACUAGCGGCAUGCCCCCGGUUAUACCCGACUACGAUAGUUCAAUGACCAAAGCCAUCACGACACUCUUGGAGCAAAUCAACGACAGCCACAAGUUCAAACACGACGACGUGAAAGUGUUCACGCCGCACCAGAUGAUUCACUUGCUGCAGGAACUCGUUGACCGCCCCCCGCUGUCCGUGGAUAGUCUGCGCAGCAUGGGACAGGCUUAUAAAUUGAAGACGAGUAAAAACGCUGAGAUUAAGUACAGGUGGCUGAGAUUGUGCAUCAGAAGUAAAGACCUAGACAAACUACCCGACGCAUUAGAUUUCGUGAACAAACAGGGCCGUAUGAAGUACGUGCGCCCGAUAUACAGGGACCUCUAUGCCUGGGAAGAAGUGAGACAGCAAGCCAUAAACAAUUUCCUAGAAAACGAAAAAUAUAUGAUGCAUGUCUCUGCGUAUACUGUGCGGAAAGACUUGCAUCUCAAUGAGAAAUAAAGUAUUAGAUAAAUACAGUUUUGUAUUCUUUUAUUCAUGUAAGCUGAUUAUUUUUUUACAUUCUUGUUAAGUUAGAUGUGAAUAAAAUAGUGUUCUAUUGAAA
Molecule: messenger RNA, 2146 nt
Organism: Leguminivora glycinivorella
Lineage: Eukaryota; Metazoa; Arthropoda; Insecta; Lepidoptera; Tortricidae
Product: leukotriene A-4 hydrolase
Biological process (GO): proteolysis; peptide catabolic process
Cellular component (GO): cytosol
Molecular function (GO): metallopeptidase activity; epoxide hydrolase activity; aminopeptidase activity
Source: RefSeq, a predicted model, not a curated record